AUGGUGGUCUUUGAGCUUAUUGACUUCAAGAAUGCUAAUUGGGAUGCUGAUGCUCUAUCACAGUGUUUUGAUUCGGAUACCAUAGUUGAAAUUCUCACGAUACUCCACUCUAGGCGAUGGCCUAAUGACACAACCUGUCCCCCUAAACUUCAUCACUUCCUUUGGAGAUCAUGUAAGGGGUCUUUGGCUACAAAAGAAGUGUUAUAUAAUAGAUAUUGUGUGCCCUCUCCUGCUUGUGAUAGAUGUGGAGGUGCUAACAAAUCUCUCUUUCAUGCACUAUGUGAUUGCCCGAAAGCCAAGAUUAUAUGGGAGCAACAUGCUGCUUACUUCCUUAUUGUAGAUGUCCCACAUGACUCAUUUCCUGAGCUCCUCUUAUGGAUCCAUAGGCAUACAACAAAAGAGGAAUUUACCUCCAUAUGUGUGACGUUAUGGGCGUCUUGGUUCUAUCGCAACAAACAAGUUUUUGAAGGUGACAAUGGUGAUCCGGUGAAGCUGGCUGCUGAUUUUAUUCGUUUCUUCACGGCCUGGUCUCCUCCAAAUUAUGGCUGGGUAAAAGUAAAUUUUGAUGCUAAUGUGGCUACAAGAGCAAACCAUUGUCUGGGGGGUGUCAUUUGUGAUGAUAAUGGGAAGGUGCUGGUGGCUGGUGUGCACUCCAUUUGGGCCGUGGACGUGUAUGAGGCUGCUGCUGCACUAUACGGUAUUGAGUUAGAGGUGAGGUUUGGGUAUAGCCAUGUCCAUCUUGAAGGAGAUUCCAUGUAG
Molecule: messenger RNA, 759 nt
Organism: Amaranthus tricolor (Joseph's coat)
Lineage: Eukaryota; Viridiplantae; Streptophyta; Magnoliopsida; Caryophyllales; Amaranthaceae
Exons: 3
Coding region: 1-759 (252 amino acids)
Molecular function (GO): nucleic acid binding; RNA-DNA hybrid ribonuclease activity
Source: RefSeq, a predicted model, not a curated record